GCGGGACGGUUUUGGCCCGCGGGCCGCAUGUUUGUCACCCCAAAUUAUUUGACGCUCGAGACUACCAGCAGCCCGGCUUUUGUUUUGAAAUGAAUACCGGAAAUCUAUCUGUGCUCGCAGCAUCCAGAUACUGUUUUGUGUCGUGCCUGAAAGGACUGUGAAGUCUUGCAGCGGUUCAGACUUGAGGAGUGACAACUUACGAUGGCGAGUACUCCUCAUCUGGUGUCUCUUCACUCUUCCCGGUUCUGUAGACGGAAGCGACAGUCGCUGUGUUGAGCUCUUCGGCGUUAUAUUACCUCUCCCAGCACCAGCCCGACCACCAGAUCCUGCGAGGGCAGCUUGGAUAUUCAAGGACAUUUUAACGUUGCCAUAGAUACUUUGGCCUUUUCAGUGGAUUGAGGAAAUCCAGCGCGUGGUUCUCGGGCGCAACAAUGUGGCCAGAUUUUGUAAACACAGGAAGAAACACGGCGGCUGAUCUGUAACACUCUCAUGGAUUUAUCAUGUUAUACUGCUUGUCAUCUAUACAUGUCGCACCCGCAUCCCUUCCUCUGCCGAGGGGCCAAGUAAACGGCGACGGAGGGGAAAUCAUUUGCUGACUUUGGAUGCAUACGUCUUAAUUAUGGCAUCGUUUCCACGCCUUAUUAUUAAAUUAGCGACUGCUGCUUCGUGCUGAAAGAAACCCGUGUUGCAGAUGAAACAGUGACCCCCCCCCCCCCAUCAAACCCGGACAACGAGCGGAUGAACUUUGACUUGCUGAGUACUGUAGUGUGGUGAAGCCAGAGGUGCAUCCCUCCUGUGCAUCAGGUCCAGGACAGCUGAAGAGAGACAGGAAACGUGGGGAGCAGAGAGCGGGGGAAGACAUGCAGAAAAUGGUCAACCGGCAGGGAAUCGAACCGGCGACCCCUGCGACGAGGACUGUAGCCUCUGUAUGUGGGGCACCUUAGACCUCUAGGCCACCAGUUCCCUGAUGCCGAUAUUUAGAGAGCAGGAGCCAUCAAUGUGGACUGCAGCUGCUGAUUUGACAAGCCACAUAUAGGAGCUCUCUCCCCUGUCCCCUCUCCCCCUCCCUUCCCUCUGUCCCUCCUUCCUCCUUCCCCUUCCCUUAUCAAUCUUCUCCCCGAUCCCCCUUUCCCCCCUCCCAAAAGAUUCACCAUGCUUAUCAAGGAGUACCGCAUCCCCAUGCCCAUGAGUGUGGAGGAGUACCGCAUCGCCCAGCUCUAUAUGAUCCAGAAAAAGAGCAGAGAAGAGAGCUGUGGGGAAGGCAGUGGUGUGGAGAUCUUAGAGAAUAAGCCCUACACAGAUGGACCGGGUGGGACGGGCCAGUACACCCACAAGGUCUAUCACAUUGGCAUGCACAUUCCCAGCUGGUUCCGUUCCAUCCUGCCCAAAGCAGCGCUGAGGGUUGAAGAGGAGUCGUGGAACGCCUACCCUUACACCCGCACCAGAUACACCUGCCCCUUUGUGGAGAAGUUCUCCAUUGACAUUGAGACCUACUACAAGCCUGACACAGGCAACCAGGCGGACGUCUUCAACCUGUCUGCAGCAGAUAAGAGACAGAGGACCAUUGACCCAAUCGACAUAGUGACAGAUCCCAUCCCCCCACAUGAAUACAAAGUUGAGGAGGACACUCGGGUCUACAAGUCGAUGAAGACCCAGAGAGGUCCUCUGCAGGAUGACUGGAUAGAGGACUACAACAAUAACCCAGGGAAGACCCCCAUCAUGUGUGCCUACAAACUCUGCAAGGUGGAGUUUCGGUACUGGGGCAUGCAGUCUAAAAUUGAACGCUUCAUUCAUGAUGUGGGUCUUAGAAAGGUGAUGGUGCGAGCCCACCGGCAGGCCUGGUGUUGGCAGGAUGAGUGGUACGGUCUGACUAUGGAGGACAUCCGACAGCUGGAACUUGAAACCCAGCUGGCCCUAGCCACAAAGAUGGCCCAGUUCUGUCAGGCAGAGGAGGCCACUGAGGCCAAUGGAGAAGCUCCUUCUCCAGACAAAGAACAGGAGGUUAAAGAAGCCAUCAGCUCCAUCGAGACUGAGGAUGUGGUCGUCAGCUCAGCAGGAGACACGCUUCAGCCACGAGGUGUGCUGACCAAGCAGUGGUCCACUUCAUCCCGAUCGUCCCGCUCAUCCAAGAGAGGAGUGAGUCCAUCACGUCAUAGCCUCUCAGAGUGGAGGAUGCAGAGCAUAGCGCGAGACUCAGAAGACAGCUCUGAUGAGGAGUUCUUCGACGCUCAUGAGGAUUUCUCAGAUAGCGAGGAGGUCCACCCGAAGGAAAUCGCCAAGUGGAACUCCAACGACCUCAUGGACAAGAUUGAAGCUGCAGACGCAGACGAAACUCCUGGUGAGCUGUUCAAAGAAAUGACCGUAGACUAUGAAAGAGCUGCAAGUGAGGACAGGCUAGAUGAGGAGAGCUCAUCCCAGCAGUGUCUGCAACCCUCAAAGAUCCAUGUGCUGAUUUUGGUUCUGCAUGGAGGGAACAUCCUAGAUACAGGCGGAGGGGACCAGAACAGCAAGCAGGCCGACGUCAACACCAUCAGCGCGGUUUUUGACACAGUCAUGCGUGUUCACUACCCCGCUGCACUGGGACGCAUCGCCAUCCGCUUGGUACCGUGCCCUGCCAUCUGUGCCGAGGCCUUCUCCCUGGUGUCCAACCUGAGCCCAUACAGCUACGAUGAGGGCUGUUUGUCCAGCAGUCAGGACCACAUCCCCCUGGCAGCCCUCCCCCUCCUUGCCACCUCUGCGCCACAGUACCAGGAAGCCAUAGCAACUGUCAUUGUCAGGUCCAACCAGGUGUACACAGACUUUAUUAAGUCUCUGGAUGGGGCGGCUUUCUCCGGCCAGGUUUGCGUCAUUGGAGACUGUGUGGGAGGAAUCUUAGGAUUUGAUGCACUUUGCAGUAGCAAUCAGACAGUUAAUGAAAGCCAGAACAGCAGUCGCAGAGGCAGCGUGGUCAGUGUGCAGGACCAGGACCUUCUCUCACCUGGCAUCAUUGUCAACAGCGGGCAUGGUUCAGCUUCUCCAACACUGGAGGGCAGCCGUCACCUCAGCCGUAGUAAUAUUGACAUUCCUCGUGCGGGAGCAGCUGAUGACAGCAAGAAACAACUGCCACGCAAAAGAAGCGACUCCUCCACCUACGAAUUGGACACAAUAAAACAACACCAGGCCUUUUUGACCAGCUUACACUCCAGUGUCUUACGGAACGACUCAGCCUCACGCAGAUCGAGCAGCAGCACGAUGCUGGAUGGAAGCUCCCUCGGGAAGUUUGACUUUGAGGUGUCCGACUUCUUCCUCUUUGGCUCUCCACUAGGAUUGGUGCUUGCCCUGAGGAAAACCGUGAUUCCUGUGCUGGAUGUGGCCCAGCUGCGGCCUGCCUGUCAGCAGGUUUAUAACCUGUUCCACCCCGCUGAUCCUUCAGCCUCCCGCCUGGAGCCUCUGUUGGAGAGGAAAUUUCACCUUCUGCCUCCAUUCAAUGUACCCCGUUACCAACGGUUUCCCCUGGGAGAUGGAAACUCUGCCCUACUGGCGGAUGUUGUUCAGUCUCAUGGUGGUGUCUUCAUGGACAGUUCGUACCCCUCAUCCCCCGUAACGGGCCCCUUCUCCCGGGGCCAGCGGAGGGCCAGUGAGGUCAGCAUUGCCAGCCAGGUCUCAGGAAUGGCAGACAGUUACACUGCCACCAACAUAGCCAACACCAAAUCAUACCAAAUUAACCAAUCCAAAAAGUUCAGCCUCUUAUCCCAACUUGCACUCUCAUCACAAAGCAAAUUCUCCCUGAAAAGUCCUCCAAAGUCUCGUAAGAAAGCAGGCACUGACCAGGCUGCAGGAUCUCCAGAUGUUGACUUAGAGGCUGAGCUGGAUAGUGAGACCAGUGAAGGUUUCGGUCCCAUUGUCCCGUAUGAGAAUUGCCCGUCAGCCGGGCUGGACACUGCUAUAUCUGAUCUAGUCUCACUGGACUCCCAGGCUGAAGUGGACCAAGUUGCAGCCCGCUGGUGGGGAACAAAGCGGCUGGACUUUGCCCUAUACUGCCCCGAUGCUCUGACAGCUUUCCCCACAGUGGCUUUACCACAUCUCUUCCAUGCAUCAUACUGGGAGUCCACGGAUGUUGUGUCUUUUCUCUUAAGACAGGUCAUGAGGCAUGAAAACUCAAGCAUCCUAGAGCUUGAUGGGAAAGAAGUAUCUGAAUUCACCCCCUCCAAACCUCGAGAGAAGUGGCUCCGCAAGAGAACACAUGUGAAGAUUAGGAAUGUGACAGCCAACCAUCGAGUAAAUGAUGCUGUGUUCACCGAAGACUCCCAGCAGGUGGUGACAGGACGUUUCAUGUACGGCCCCCUGGACAUGGUCACUCUGGCCGGGGAGAAGGUUGAUCUCCAUAUAAUGACCCAGCCUCCAUCAGGAGAGUGGGUCUACUUCAACACAGAGGUGACCAACAGCAGCGGCCGCGUGUCCUUUAUCAUCCCAGACGACAAACGUCUGUGCAUCGGGGUUUACCCUGUCAAAAUGGUUGUCAGAGGUGACCACACAUUUGCCGACAGCUACCUGACAGUUAUUCCACGUGGCACAGAAUUUGUGGUGUUCAGCAUCGACGGGUCAUUUGCUGCCAGCGUGUCAAUCAUGGGCAGUGAUCCCAAAGUGCGUGCAGGAGCUGUAGAUGUUGUCAGACACUGGCAGGAUUUAGGUUAUUUGAUCAUCUAUGUGACCGGGCGGCCAGACAUGCAGAAGCAGCGGGUUGUGGCUUGGUUGUCUCAACACAACUUCCCCCAUGGAAUCGUCUCCUUCUGUGACGGCCUGGUCCACGAUCCUCUCCGACACAAGGCCAACUUCCUUAAGACCCUUACCGAGGCUCACAUGAAGAUUUUCGCUGGCUAUGGAUCAACCAAAGACAUAUCAGUCUACACUGCCAUUGGCCUCCCUUCCUCCCAAAUAUAUAUUGUUGGUAGACCUUCUAAGAAGCUGCAGCAUCAGUGCCAGUUCAUCACAGAGGGAUAUGCAGCUCAUCUGUCCCAGCUGGAGUACAACCACCGCUCUCGACCUGCAAAGUCCAGCAGUGCUCGCAUGGUGCUACGCAAAGGCAGCUUCGGCUUAGGUGCAAACAGCGACUUUCUAAGGAAGAGGAACCACCUGCUGCGCACUAUUUCCUCCCAGCCGGCCCCCAGCUCCCCGACAGGCAGCAUCCACAACAGACCGGAACGCACACAGAGCCAGUCUGAUGGUGAUCGGCUAGAGCGUCUGGAAAGCAUUCACAGCCACGGCCCAGGAGCAACACAGCGCAGCAUGAGCAUCACUGCCAGCUGCUGGGGCCGCAGCAGCAGCACCAAGCUUGAACCAGGCGUACUCAGCCCCAAAUGAGAUCAGGGAGAGUGCUGAGGAGAAGACUUAAGAAAAAGACAAAUACAAAGAGUGACAAAAGGUUGGCUCGUCCCUGAUGGGUAGAUACUACAAUGAAAACAGUAGGUGCUACAAACCACUCUUUAUAAACUAACGCCAGUCACACUCCACACAAGUAUUUAUGAACAGAGGUUACGGCUUUUAUUAAACAGAAAAAACACACAAAAAAACACACAGAAAGCGCAAAAGGCAUUUGAAGGAGCAUCUUCCUGAGACAGGAACCUGAACACAAGUAGACAUAGUGAAUAACUGUAGUAAUCUAGACUGUUUCUCAUGUUAAGAAAUAUAAUCAUCAGGAUGGAAUACAAGGAUGCUUUUCUGCCUUUAGAUUGGAAAUGGUUACACAUACAGGCACCCUGAUGAAAGACACGCAGUCUGUAUCAGGUCCGAGUGCUGAUACUGCACUGUAACUGACUGCUGUGGCCACUGCAAGCACAAAAACUAUUAUAGAGAUGAACUGGGUGCAAAAUGGUUUAAAUCUGUGUUCUUUUUAUGUUGAGAUCAGAUUGUUUCAUGUCUGUGAGCUAAGCUGAGGAGUAUAAAGUAAAACUGGACUGAGUGUUCUUACUUUGCACAAAAUUGAUCUUUGGGAAACACAUUAUUUAUCAAUGUUUAAGAUAAUGUAUUGGUGUUCUGUGAGCCAACUGAUGAUUUGACCGCUUCUACACUUCUAGUUUUUAUGGACAGAAACAACUUAAUGAUAAUCUCUGGACAAUUCAGUCCAGUUUUACUUGUUUCUUGUUGUUCCUCAGACCAAAGAAUCCUCAGAAAAUUCCAUGAAGCAAGCCACUAAAUUACCCUUUAACUAUGUUUUCAGCAAAAACUGUUCCUGAGCUUUAUAGCAAAUCACCAUUAGUGUGCUGCUGUAGCUUCCUGAAUCAGAAGGACUCAGCUAUAGGGAAAACUCCUCCUACUGUAUGGUUAAUGUGCCAAAGUACAUAAACAGUCAAGAGUGAUAUGCUGUACAUGAAAGGAGAGGAAGGGUUGGGGUAUCCUGUGUAAAAAUGGAAUACAUUGUAAGUAUGUAUCUGAAUGCCUUAACAAGGCUUGUACAUAGUUGUUAUUCUACAGUGCAGAUCUGGUAUCUGGUCCACUGAAGACCAGUUUCAAGUGUCUUCUUUACUCUGGGGGUAAACACCACCUCAUUCAGGAUACACUUUAUUGAUUAAUGAUUAUAAUUAUUGUUAUUUAAGAUAAUAGAUAUUUUAAAAUGUAUGGAUUUUGUGAACAAAAUGUGUUUUAAGAUUACUUUAAGGUGUUUUUGUUUUCCUUUCAAACUUCAGUUGCAACAGCCAAAACUCAAAGAGGUCUUUGCCUUGCACAGUAUUGUAUUUUUAUUAUUUUAUCUUAAAAGUCACCAGAGUUGUAUCAACAGAACUUCUAUCUUGUGACAUAUAUAUUAUGUUUGUUAUUAUCUAUUUGGGAAAUUUGGGAUAUGGCUUCUCUCUGGUUAUCCCUAAGCUGUAAAUGAGGCAUUGAAUGUGUUCAUAGAUAAUCCUCCUUAGGUUAAGAUCUCAUUUCUGCUCUGCUGCAUCUUUAGAGGAAGGCAGUUCUGCAAAUUGUAAAUUCUGUACGAUAUGCUGUCAACAGUAGGAACACAGAGCUAAGAUUUACUUUAUGCUGUUUGCCAUUUAUGUCUCAGAAGGGUAAUGGGUUGUGAUUUAUUCAUUGAAAUGAUGAUUAUCUGUCCCUCGAAUAGGCAUGUACAGAGCUGAGUGCAAUGGACCAAUGGUGGCCUAAAUGUAAGGGGAAACGUGCAAUAUUAUUUAACCACACCACAAGAUAAAACAAAAAACGUGAAGGGAAUUUCACAGCAUUGACAAUCAGUUCAAUCGGCACAUACUCUGAACACAUCCCACCUUUCAGGAAACACACAGGUACAUCUGAAGUAUGCCUGGUCUAUCCAACACUAGAGAUUAGACCCCUGACCAAAAGAUGAUGUGAAAUAUUACAGGUUUCCGCCAGUCAACAGGCUCUUCACUCUUUUUUGAGGAUAUUUCCAUCCCAACACAUUGGAGAUGAAGAAAUGUUAUGACUAUUAUUUAAUGGGCUUUUUCAGGACUGUGUUGAGAGGAUAUAAUAGAGGAGAGAGUGGGGAAUGACAUGCCACAAAGGGAUUUGAACCUGGGCCACCCGCUUUAACGACUGUAGCCUCUGUACACGUGAUUUAACCACUGAGCUUAGCUGGCACUCCUAGAUGAAGAAACUUUAACAUUCAGAAGUGACUCAAAUAUAAUCUUUUUUUUUUUUUUUUUUUUUUUUUUUACACCUUCCUGUCCAAAAUAACACAGUUGUUUAACAGGUUUUACCUCCAAGAUGGUUUUAUGGCCAGCUUUUAGAGAGGUUCGGCUUUAUAGGCAUAUUAGAAACUGUAGUUUGCUGUACUGUUCAGUUGUACUGUGUAAUAUUAAGAGAUGUUUGUAAUAUUUUCUCCAUCCCUUUUAUACUAGUGACUAUUCCAGUAAAGAUGGGUGCGAUUACAAA
Notolabrus celidotus (New Zealand spotty) is the source of this 7863-nucleotide messenger RNA. Its product is annotated as membrane-associated phosphatidylinositol transfer protein 2-like. Gene Ontology annotation, molecular function: metal ion binding; phosphatidylcholine intramembrane carrier activity; phosphatidylinositol binding. The transcript is spliced from 26 exons. The record is from RefSeq and is a predicted model, not a curated record. NCBI's taxonomy places the organism in Eukaryota, Metazoa, Chordata, Actinopteri, Labriformes, Labridae. Gene Ontology annotation, cellular component: cytoplasm. Gene Ontology annotation, biological process: phospholipid transport. The coding region runs from base 1153 to 5340 and encodes 1395 amino acids.